UAAAAAUAAAAUUGAUACGAAAAAUCCUGUAAAUACUACGCAAACGUCGGUUUUUAUAUUAGUUAGACAUGGAUCAGGACAAAAUGACUAACAAAUUUUCUAUUUUUCAAAAAAAAUAUUUAAUGAAUUUUGAUCAAAUUCUUAAUAAGUACGAACGACUUUCAAAACUUGACAAUACUUCUGCUGCUAAAGAACACAACAACGUUUUCGACAUUGAUUUUGAUACAUUAGAUGUUGUUCAAAAUGAUCAGAAGAAAGAUGUCAAUGGUAUCAUUGGGAAAUAUAAGCACAAAGGAAUUGGAAAGUCCGUUUUGCCAUCUGAUAAUUUGGCAGUUGAGGAAGAGGACUGCUUAAUUGUGGACAUCUCUUACUGCUUGAAUGCUAGGCCAAACCUUUCAGCCGCAGACAGCAGGAUGAAGAAUUUACUUGAUGAAUAUUAUGAAAUUGAAGUUAUAUCUGAUGAUGAUGACGACGACGAAAAUGCUAUUGAUGAUGAUAAUGAUGAUGAUGAUGUUGAUGUAGUUGCUGAUUAUGGUGCUACUGCUAGCAGUAAAAUUAUAACUAAUUAUGAUGACGAUAGUAAUAUAAAUAAUGAUAAUAUAAAUACUACCACUGCUGCUACUUAUAAUAAUAAUAAUAAUAACAAUAAUAAUAAUAAUAGCGAUAAAGAUACUCUAGAUGAGUUUGAAAACGAUGAUGGCGAUAAGAACCGCAAUGAUAAAAAUUGUAUCGACAAUGAUACGAAUAUUAAUAAUGAUGAUGACGAUGAUCAUACAACUAAGGAUAGUAAUAAUACAAACAAUAAUAAUAAGAAUAAUAAAUAUUAUGAUAUUAAUGAUAAUAACACCGUUAAUAAUAUUAAUAAAAAUAAUAAUAAUUAUGAUAUUAAUUAUAUUGAUAAUAUAAAUAAUAAUAGUAAUUAUGAUAUUAAUGAUUACUGCAAAAGUAGUGACAAUAAGACUAAGAACGAUAACAUCACUAGUGAUAACAACAACAACAAUAAAAAUAUCAACAUUAAUAAGAAUAAUAUUACCGUUAAUAAUAAUAUUGACAGUUACAAAAACGUCUUUGGCAAAUUCAUCUGCGUUGAUGAGUUGAAGGCAGAUGUUAAUAUUAAUAUCUCUGAUUAUGACGACAAACAUAAUAAUAAUAAUAAUAAUAUUAAUAUUAAUAAUAUUAGUAAUAAUAAUUAUAGUAAUAUCCGUUGUAGUUGUUGUAGUAACGCUAGUAAAAUUAACAAAUGUAGUAGCGAUGGUGUUAGUAAUAAAUACAGUUGCAGUAACCCUAUAAUAAAAAAUUACUUUGAACUGAAGGUGCCUUCCGACGACGAUGAGGAUGGCGAUGAUGACGAAAAUGAUGGUAAUGUUAAGCGCGGAUCUUUAACAAUUGUUAGUCAAUCUGAUACGGAGUUGAGUCAUGGAUUAGUAAUUGAAUUGGAAAAUGUAUCAGACAUUGUGAAAGUUAAUGGAAAUUCAGAUGAGCGGUUGAAUAAAAAAUCCGAUGAAUAUCCAAAUAAAAAAUCCGAUGAACAUCCGAAUAAAAAAUCCGAUGAACAUCUAAAUGAAAAAUGUUAUGAACAUUUAGAAACAAAAUUUAGUGAACCUUUGAACAAAAAAUUAGAUGAACGAUUGAGUAAAAAAUUGAGAAAUACAUCAAAUACAUCGAAUGAACGUGCGAGUAAACAAUCAGUUCAAAGUUUGAGCGAAAAAUCAGUUGAAGGUUUGAGUAAAACAUUUAGAGAACCUUUGAAAAAAACGUCAGAUGAUGUCAAAUCACUCGGACGUUCGUGUGAAAAACCAGGCAGACAUUUGAGGAGAAAGUCAGACAAACUAUUGAAGGAACGGACGAUAAACAACAGUUUUAGUUUUAACAGCAGCAACGCUAAUCACACCAAAAAUGGUGAUAACAACAAUGGUGGUAACAACAAUUAUAAUCUUCAAAUAAAAAUUGAACGCAUUUCUCCACCAUUUAAAGAUGAUGCUAUUAACCUAACUGCUACUAAUUUUACUAAAAUCUUGACUAAAUCUGUCCCCAAUGCAAGUUAUAAUACUUGCAAUAAAACUAGCACUUGCAAUAAAUACAAUCCCGCAGUAAAUAGUACCGCUACUACAACAGCAACAACCGCUGCUUUAAACGUAGAUACAGUUACUACUAGCUGCAUCACGGUUUCUUCCGUCACCUCGACAGCAAUGACAACAGCGACGAAACUUUCAACCGUCUCAAGUGACCUCUCCAAAGCGUAUUUGUAUCUGGAGUUAGAGGAAGAUUAUCUGAUUGUUGGUGACGUAAAAUUUCCACCUAUGCCCGUGCUCAAAUCUCAAUUUAUCAAAAAAGAAUUCCAAACUGUAAACGGAAAACCUCAUCCAAGAAAGGGGCGACGAGCGACGCUCGGUAGCUUAGAACUGACUGCACCGCGGCUACGGCGACAACCAGAAAGUACUUACUACUCAAACAUCAUUCAUCAAUCUAUGAAGAAAGAGAGUCAGUCGUUGAAUGAGAGAAUUUACUUGACUCCUAAACGACGAUUACAUAAAGAGUCUCAACUUCAAGUCUCAUUAAGUCGAAUGGGAUUAAAAAGUGAAUUCACUACUACUUCUAUUGCUGCUACUACUUCUACCACUACUACUACUGCAGUUGCUGCUGCUACUACUACUACCACUUGCUCUUCAAGUACUUACGUCGCUGCUACAAGAAGUAGUAGUCGCAAUAGUAGAAGAUGUAACACUGCGCCAAAUGAUGCUUGCAACAUUUCAAAAUGUCAUCAACCCGCUUACGAAUUGCGUUCCACUGUAAAGCUGGACAUUCCACUUGAUGAUUUGUCUACCUUCGAUGAGGAGGACGAAGAAGCUGGUGAUGGCCGAUGUGGCGGCGACGUGAGCCUCAGUGACGAUGACGACGUACUCUAUCAACUCAACACGCGUAAACUUCGAAGAGAAAAGUUUGAAAGUUCAUUUGGUAGGACUUGUAACGCUAAGAAAAAACUUAAAUACAGUUGAAAAAUUUUCAUUCAAUUAUUUUUUUAUCUCCUUUUGUUAUUUAAUUAGCUAUAAAUUAAUCAAAUAAAAUAUUUAAUAGAGCAUUUUGUAAAUUAAUAAAACACAUGAAUUGAAA
This is a messenger RNA of Helobdella robusta, 3111 nucleotides long. RefSeq lists its product as hypothetical. Bases 69 to 2996 code for a protein of 975 amino acids. The transcript is spliced from 5 exons. The record is from RefSeq and is a predicted model, not a curated record. NCBI's taxonomy places the organism in Eukaryota, Metazoa, Annelida, Clitellata, Rhynchobdellida, Glossiphoniidae.